This is a messenger RNA of Nasonia vitripennis (jewel wasp), 3817 nucleotides long. Its product is annotated as somatomedin-B and thrombospondin type-1 domain-containing protein. NCBI's taxonomy places the organism in Eukaryota, Metazoa, Arthropoda, Insecta, Hymenoptera, Pteromalidae. The coding region runs from base 2727 to 3560 and encodes 277 amino acids. The transcript has 6 exons. The record is from RefSeq and is a predicted model, not a curated record.
AAUUAUUUCAAAUGUCACUGUUAAGUAAAUUGCAAAAACCUCACGCAAAAAAGUGUUAAAAUCAUUAUAAGAACAUAAAAACUCCCUCUUUUUGCCCCUCGUGUCCCGCUUUCCUCGGCAACUUUAUCAAGCUAUUUAUAUACGAGUUUUUCCCGAUAAGCUUUAAAAUAAAAGUUAGAAUUAAACUUCUACUUUUUGCUACACUCCAACAGCUUUAAUUUUUCAAUCUCAAGCUCAUUGUAAAACUACCUUCUUUAAUAAACUGAAAACCGUCUGAUUUAAGAAUAAAUCUAGAUUCCCUCUAUGCAAUUAAACGACCGCAAAAAUUCGCGAACAACGACAAGAGAGCCCAGCUCUGCUCGAGAGUCCGACCGAGAAAAAUCGAGAGGCACUCGUUGCCGAAGCUUUUGUUCGGCGCGACUCGUCGUGGUCGUCGUUCGCUUUUCAUGCGAGCGGAGAUGCCCGCACCGAGGUAUUUUAUCGGGCUACCGUAGUUUUAUCGACACCGCGCACGUGCAAGCUCGAUAUUACAUAAGCCCCCCCCCCCUCUCUCUCUCUCUCUCUCGCGUGCCGCUCGUUAAACUCGCGAAUAAAGCUCCGGCGUCCCUGCAGGCUACCUACGAUUAAUUAUCCCCGAGUGCUGCAGCGCUGGCCGACGCCGUUGAAUCUCGCUGUGCGAAACACAUCACGGGCUCGAGACUCUAUGGCUAUGCGGUAUGAUGGCCGCAUGUGGCUUGGUAGCUUUCGGAGAUUGGGUGUAGAACGGAAUGUUCGUUGCUGAAAGCCUCGUGGAUUCCUUGUUUACGCUUGAUUUGCUGGGACGAUAUUGUGCUGGAGAGGAACGAAUGUGAAGUAUAGUUUGUAAUUUGCUCGAGGUAAUUAAAGCUAUCGGUGGUAGCUUUUCGGACGGUUUUCGAUUCGAUGUAGAUCUUUCGGUUCAUUAGCAUUUCGAUUAAAGUUUGAAUGAAUAAUUUGCAGCUGCUGAUUUGAAUUUGAAAAAUACGCGCGCCUGAAUUCAUAACCAGAGUUCUCGAAAACUUUCGAAUGGCUUAUUAAUUAGCAUGAACAUCAGAACCUGACUUUAUAAAUUUGUAAUCAACGAUAUACAAAGCCAAACGAGAAACUUGCGAGCGGUACGUCUUGCGGAUAAUCUUAUGUCCUGCAAAAAAAUUCCUUUUAACUAAUGCAACGCGAAAGUCAGAGAGAAUAAUAAACUCGUUCUCCUCGAAAACGAUGUCACGCUCGAAUUGAAAGUUACAUAAUUCACUUCCACGAUUCGUUAAAAAAAACAACAACAGCAUCCCCAACGAUCGAAUAAAUAUUCAAAUCGAAUUUCACACCCAUCAGCCGUCGCUACCCCCUUACAACAACCCCUCUUAGUUCUCACAGCCAUUCAGACAAACGUGUCCGACAACCCUCCAUACAAAAUCGCAAUAAUUACCCCAUCAUACCAUAAUAAUACAUACUCCCCCUCAGCACAUAUACAGCCGAAGACCGCGCUGCGUUUGCGCGCGGGAAUUCAGGACAUGCGCCCGCAAUGUCGCACGCAUCGCGUCUCCCUCCACAUCCCUCUCGAGCCAGAGCGGGGCGGCAAUAUACUUGCUUCUGCCACUCGCCUUUAGUCGCUCCUGGACGCUUCGUACGUCCGCUCGUGCGCGCGCCGUCGUCGCCGCCGAGAGGGAAGUAUCAUUUUUCGCGUCUUUUUUCCCAUAUAAUCUCGGAGUGAUAACAGUGCUUUUUUUUCACCUCGAAUUCACGUGCGUCGAGGAUUGAAGCUUUUCGGGGUGCAAAGUGUUACGACAGUCGAACCGAAGAUUUUUUCCCCGCUUCUCGUAACGAACAUUACGCGCUUCGCCACUCAUCAAUAGCCGAUUAUACGAAAGUUCGGCCAGCCGGAAAUCAAGCCGCGGAAACUCAAUCAACGAGUCUCCGGCAUCGGCGCCGUAAUAUGUAAUCAUCACGUGGAUAUCCUCUCAGCAGCCACGUGGGCGCUCAUAUAACGAGCUUGUUGAUUUUUGCGCGUCAUUAUAAUUGUUCUCGUGCGCGCAAGCACAAAAGCUCGGCUAACGAGAGACCUACAUAAUACACUGGCUCACGGGCGCGCGUAAAUUUUCCCAGAAACUGCGAUUGUUUGAAACCGAUCGGCCGAGACUGUUGACCCGCGGAAGUUUCGUAUAAUGCAGUGUUCGCCGAGAGAGGGUGCGAUGCAAUUUUAGGCUGAUUGUCUGUUCUCGACUAUACAGGCCAACUCUGCUGCCCAUUGUAAUCGCUCUCGACCAUUCAUCACGCGCGUGUACUGCCCAGAGAGCUUUCCCUCUCUAUCUCUUUGGGUUGGGUGAUUUUUCGCAUUGUUUUCUUCUCUCUUGCUCUAUUCCGAGACAAGAGUGUAUUAUUGUUUGUUCGUCGGUGGUCGAGGUAAUUUCUGAUUGGAUGGAGCUUGCGAUUCGUUUUGUUUGAGUUACGAGGGGACGAUUUUUCGAGUCGUUGAAAUAAAUAGUGCUUGCUGCUCGCCUAGACGAAUCGGAAGAUUUGGGAAAUCUCGUCGAAUGGAUGUGGGAUCGCGAGAGGAAUAUUUUUGUAUAAAUUACGCCUGAACAAAGCUGAGCGACCUCGUUAUAGCGUAUCACAUCGAUUAAGUACAAAACAAGCUUGGAGAGCGAUUUGCUGCGUCGAGUCGCGGAGUACAAUACUGGCAAGGACACUAUCUACUAUAGCAAAAAUAAACGAUGAAGGCUCUGGCCAGUAACUGGGCCGUCAUGGCAACGGUGCUGAUAAACUUUUGGCUGUUCGUGGGACCGGCAUCGGCAGGCAGUUGCGGCGCGGCUAAGCUUUGCUGCCAGGGCCGCGACUCUGGCUGCGUCAUACAAAAAGCUUCACCGAAUGCCAUAAUCGAGAGCCCACGGGAUAAGCCGUGCUACUGCGAUCACGCCUGUCUCAGGCUGGGAGAUUGCUGCGACGACUUCAACGAGACUUGUGCAGUUACGGACUGCAGCGUCAGCGAGUGGAGCGAGUGGUCGGAGUGCGACAACAUGUGCGGCCUGGGGCUGCAGACAAGGCGUCGCCACGUUGUCCGAGCAGAACGUAACGGCGGCAAAGCAUGUCCCACGAGCCUCGAGCAGACCCUGACCUGUCAGAACUACGGCUCCUGCCGACGACGCGCUCGUCACUUUCAGGUGGAAGAGCUCGGCCCGGAGGCAGCGGCAAACCUCUCCUCCUUCACGACGGACAGCAGCGAGGCAACUUUGGACUCGAACUUCGUUCCGCAAAUUACCAGGGGGUACUGCACGGCCUUCACAAUACUGAAGAUCUCCCGAGGCUGCCGGAGAAAAAUGGAAUCGUUUCACGAAGGUUCUCGCGUGUGCGUCUGGUGUCGGGAGGCAAACCCAACGAGGUCGAUCUCCUCGUGCCAGCUGGACAGUCCGAGCUUUUCGGGCAUCGGCAGGUGGGAACUGAUGAACUCGCUCGACGGCCUGAAACACUGCCACGGCAAGUGGAUAGCCGCGAGUCUCGAGUGCGGCGAGGAAGUCUGUAAGGGCAGACCGAAACUAGGCCUCCUGUGAGCCCACGACUGAUGUGUACAAGUGCGAAGUGUGUCUGUGUGUGUGUGUGUGUAUGUGUGUGUGUGUGUGUUCGUGUGCGCGAGGACUUGGUGAGAGCCGAUACAUUGCGCGGGGACUAUACUCUGCGCGCGAUGAGCGACGUAUAUAUUAUAUAUAUAUAUUUGAGAGAGAUGCGUAAAGCGUGGCGCAGGAAUGUAUAACGAGAUAUAUGAGGAUUAUUGAUAUUUGUCAAUAAAUGGUCGAACGUUUUUAACAGA